This is a messenger RNA of Notolabrus celidotus (New Zealand spotty), 6014 nucleotides long. Its product is annotated as GTPase IMAP family member 8-like. The record is from RefSeq and is a predicted model, not a curated record. NCBI's taxonomy places the organism in Eukaryota, Metazoa, Chordata, Actinopteri, Labriformes, Labridae. Gene Ontology annotation, molecular function: GTP binding. The coding region runs from base 1157 to 4027 and encodes 956 amino acids. The transcript is spliced from 5 exons.
AUUAAUGCUGCAAAGAUCGUCUUCUUUGAAUGGGUGUGUAUGUGGUUUCUGGUGUUUCUGCAGCCAGGUUGCCGCUUGGUUAAGAGACAGGAUUUGAAAAUGGAGAGACUCAAUGUUACAGAUAUCUGGAGGGAGGGAGUUCCAGAGGCGGGGGGCAGACCGGCUGAAGGCUCUGGACCCCAUGGUGGUUAAGUGGGUGGGUGGUGUAGUGAGGUUAUUGGAAGAAGAAGACCUGAGAGUGUGGCUGGGUGUGUUGAUGUGCAGAAGUUCAGAGAGGUAUGGAGGAGCGAGGUUAUGGAGGGCCUUAGAGGUGAGGAGAAGGAUCUUGAAAUCGAUACGAGUUUGAACAGGAGCAAGUGAAGCUGCUGAAGGACAGGAGUGAUGUGAUUAAUGGACAGAGUUCUGGCGAUGAUACGAGCAGCAGAGUUCUGGACCAGUUGGAGUUCAUGGGUGGAUUUGAGAGGGAGACCAAAGAGGAGGGAAUGUAAGAUGUAACCAGGGUGUGAACGAGAACUGCAGUACUGUUGGGUGUGAGAGACAGGCGGAGGCGGUUGAUGUUACGUAGAUGGAAAUAUGCAGACCAAGUGACAUUAUUGAUGUGAGACUGAAAUGAUAGUGUGCUGUUGAGGAUGACACCCAGACUCCUAACCUGGGGGGAGGGAGAAACUGAGGAGUUAAUGAUGGUAAGUGGGAAACUGUCGGGCUUUGAAAUGUUGGAUUUUGUGCCAAUGAGGAGAACCUCGGUUUAUCACUGUUUAAUUUGAGAAAGUUGAAGGUGAACCAGGAUUUUAUUUCAUUCAGACAGUCAGAGAGGAGACUGGGUGUGAGAGAGGCAAACAAGCAGCAUACAAACACAAUACAGGAUACAUGACUGUAAAACAUGACAAGACAUGAAAUAACAUGAACCAUAAAAUCACAUCACAACAAAGUUUAUGACCAACAACAACCAGCCAUUCAUUUAAUCAUCGUACAGGAUACAUGAGAAUAACACUUGACAUGAAGUAACAUUUGAACCAACAUAAACACUAUUCUCAUGUUAGGUUUGUUAUCCUCAGUAACCAAACUGACCUCCACACUCAUCUUUUUCUCUCAUUCUCAAACCCUGCUGUUCUUUUCCAGUUGAAUCAGUCUCUGAUGUUUACAGCAGAGUGACGUCAUGGCGACUGCAGCAGCAGGUGAGUCCAGUCAGACUUUAACAGACACAGAUGAUCUGUUGCCUCUGAGGCGCAGGAACAGCAUGGAAUUGUUACCACCUCACAUGUCUGAGCUGAGGGUGGUUCUGCUGGGGAACAGCUGGUCUGAGAGGAGUUCAGUGGGAAACUUUAUACUGAGAGUGUCUGAGUUCAGCACUGACGAAGAAUCAAACCAGUGUCUCAGAAUCAGUGGAACAAUAGAGGGAAACAAAAUAUCUGUCAUUAACACCCCAGACCUGCUUAAACAUGACAUCUCUCCAGAACAGCUGACAGAUUAUACAGAAGACUGUGCACAUGCCUCUUAUCCUGGACCUCCUGUGUUCCUGCUGGUUCUACAGCCUGAAGACUUCACUGACAAACACAAACAGAGUCUCUGCAGAGCACUGGAACAUUUCAGUGAUCGAUCAUAUGAUCAUUCACUGGUAUUGAUUUUAUCACCAAGAGAGGAGAGUCCAGGCUUAAAGAAGAAAUACAAGGAACACCCUCCAUUAAGAGACAUGAUCAAAAAGUGUAAAUACAGACACUUGAAACAGGAACACCUUGACCAUUCAGAGCUGUUAACACGUUUGGGUCAAAUAGUAAAGGAGAAUAGUGGAGAGCAUGUCAUCUACAAAGCAUCUGAGGAAACAACAGCUUCAUUACAUGACUAUCAUCAGAGCCUGAAACCACAGGGAAUACUGUCUUCUGUUAAAGCCUUUGAAUCUGGAUUCAAGAUCGUCCUGCUGGGAAAAAGUGUGGACCAAAAGGCAAAAAUGUCCAACUUAAUCAUCUAUGAUCAAGCUGAUUAUCAUGGAAAACACCCUCAAACCAGACGAGCCAGACACUGUGAGGCCACCUGUGGAGAGUGGAGAGGAAAACCACUAACAGUGGUGAAAACUCCAGACCUGUUCAGUCUGAUUAUGGAGGCUGUGAGAAGAGAGGUGGAGAGCUGUGUGAGUCUUUGUCCUCCAGGACCAAAUGUUCUGCUGCUGUUAGUGAAACCUUCUGAUUUCACUGAAAAGAACAGACAAACACUGAAGUUCAUCCUCAGUCUGUUUGGUCAAGAUGCUUUACAGUACUCAAUGAUCAUCAUGACACACAAGGAGAAUAAAAGUAGAACUGUAGUAGAUAAGCUUAUUAAAGACUGUGGAGGACGACACCAAGAGAUGACACCUGAUGAUCGUAACCUGUUAAUGGAGAAGAUUGAGAGCAUUGUGUGUAGAAACAAAGGAACCUACCUAACAUGCUCUGAAGAGUCCAUAAGACCAAAGUCUGAAUACAUGAAACCAGCUUUAAACCUGGUCCUGUGUGGGAGGAGAGGAGCAGGGAAGACUUCAGCAGCAAAGGCCAUUUUAGGUCAGACAGGUCUUCAUUCAGCCUCCAGCUCAUCAGAGUGUGUUAAACAUCAGGGAGAGGUGUGUGGACGUUGGGUUUCCCUGGUGGAGCUUCCUGCUCUGAGUGGAAAACCUCUGGAGACAGUGAUGAAGAAAUCACUCAGGUGUGUCUCCCUCUGUGAUCCUGAAGGUGUCCAUGCCUUCAUCCUGGUCCUACCUGUGGGUCAUCUCACUGAUGAAGACAAGGGAGAGUUAGAGAUGAUCCAGGACACCUUCGGAUCUCAAGUCAAUGACUUCUCCAUGACUCUGUUCACUCUAGAGUCAGAUCCUACAGCUCCAGCGGAUGUUAACUUUGUAAAGAAAAACAAGGAAGUUCAGGAUCUCAUUCAGAGCUGUGGAGGAAGAUCUUUUGUUCUCAACAUCAAGGACCAGCAGCAGAUCCCAGAGCUGUUGGACACGAUGGAAAAGAUGAGACUCAGACUCUACAAAGACAAACCCUGCAGCUACACAACAGAGACGUAUGCACAUGCUCAAAUGGAAACCAUCGGCAGACUACAUGCUAAGCUUGAAGAGCCGGUUACUCGUGAUGAUGAGAAGCAGAGCUCAGAGAGUCUCAGGAUUGUGCUGAUCGGGAAGACCGGCUGUGGGAAGAGUUCUUCAGGAAACACCAUUCUAGGAAGAAAGGAGUUUAAAGCCAAAUCAAGUCAAACAUCAGUCACUAAAGACUGUCAGAAAGCAGAAAAUGAAGUGAACGGUCGUCCUGUCACUGUGGUCGACACUCCUGGUCUGUUUGACACGACUCUGUCUCAUGAAGAGGUUCAAGAAGAGAUGAUAAAAUGCAUCAGUCUUCUGGCUCCAGGUCCACAUGUCUUCCUGUUGGUGCUAAGAAUUGGUAGAUUAACACCUGAGGAGAAGGAGACAUUACAACUGAUCAAAGAAGGCUUUGGGAAGGAUGCUGAGAAGUUCACCAUCAUCCUUUUAACUGGAGGAGAUUCACUUAAAAAGGAGAAGCUUUCCAUUGAAGAAUACAUAAAAACAGGAUGUGAUGAUUCCUUCAAGAAACUGAUCUCUGACUGUGGAGGAAGAUACCACGUGUUCAAUAACUAUGACGAACAAAAGAGAACUCAGGUCAGUGAGCUGAUGGCAAAGAUCGACACCAUGGUGAAGACAAAUGGAGGCAGCUGCUACACCAACGAGAUGCUGCAAGAAGCUGAAACUGAUAUAAAGAAAGAAAUGGAGAGGAUCUUAAAGGAGAAAGAAGAGGAGAUGAAGAGAGAGAGGGAGGAACUUCAAAGAAAACAUGAAGAAGGAAUAAAAGAAAUGGAGGAAAAAAUUAAAAAACAAGAAGAAGACAUGAAGAAAGAGAGAGAAAAGAGAGAUAAAGAACUUAAAGAAAAGGAGGAAAUCAUUCAGAAGGAACAAGAGGACAGAAGGAAAGAAAAGGAAAUGAGGAGAAGAAGAAGACAGGAAGAGGAAAGAACAGGAAGAACGGCAACGACUGGAGUGGGAACAGAAACUUGAAGCUUUGGAGAGAAAGAUAAAGAUAGCAUCAGAGGAAAAAGAAACUACUGACAGAAAGCUGGAAGAAGUCAGAGAAAAGAUGAGAGAAGAAAGAGAGAGCUUAGAGAAACAACAAAAAGAGUGGUGGGAAAAACGAAAUCAAGAAGAGGAACAGAGAUGACAGGAGGAACAAACAAGACUCAGAAAAGUUCAAGAAGAGUUUGAACAGGAAAGAGAAAAUUAUGAAAAGAAAAGAAAGGAAGAGGAUCAGAUAAGACAGGAAGAAGAGGUAAGCGAGAAGAAAGCCAUAGAGGAGAAGUUUAAGACAGAAAUUGAGAGUCUGACAAAGAAGCAUGAAGAUGAAGUCAGAAAGAAAGCUGAAGAGUUCAAUGAGUUCAAAGAGAAAUACAGAAAGGAAUCAGCAGCUCAGAAGGAAGAGUACGAGAAACAAAUGAAAGACAAAGAUGAGAAAUAUGACCUCUUGAAGGCGCUUAAAGCCCACAAUGAAGAAGGAAUGAGGAAGAAACAUCAACAACAUAUUUGUGACAUUGUGAAAUGUGUGAACAAAACAAAUCACAACCUGAAAGAAAUCAGUGAGUUACUGAGAACACAGGAAGAAGAAAUGAAAAAGCAGGAAACUGAGGAGGCAAAGAAAAGUCUGCAGAACAAACAUGAAAGAGAAAUGGACUACCUGUUGAAGAAACUUUUGAAUCAAGCCGACGACUCAUGGUGGACUUACCUUGAAAAAAGUUUUAAGUUUUAAGUAACUGAAACUAAAAAAGCAUCAGACAUACUGUGGUUGUUUUUUAUUGGACAGCAUAUCACGGUCACAGGAAUACUUCUCCUGAUGGUCAUUUGUUUGAAUCUGCUGUCUCUGAAGCUGCAGGUAACCAAAGCAACAGUAAUGAUGCUUCAAGCUUAAUCAACAGGUGACAGGAAAACUAAAGACUCUCUACAUCUAAGGAGAAAACAAGCAGCUGACCUCAGAUGAGGUGACUUAAUCAAUGUGGUGCUGGAACAAAGUUAAUCCAAAGAAUGAACCUUUAUCUAACACCAGUUUCUGACUCCAGACAUGAAGUUGUCUCAUCACAGUUAUCUGUAGAGGAACGUUUUAUCUGAAGCUGAAAAACAUUACUGAUAAACAUAGACACAGAGGAUGUUAUACUCAGUGAACUAUUGAGGAUGUAAGCUCUGUCUUAGCAGCUCGUAGAUCACAGUUAACAGCCUGUCUUCUCUUGGUGAGGAUGUUUGUGAGGAUGUGUUGUUCAAGUUGUGACUUAUGACUUCUCUGUGUCUCUAUAUGACAUAACAACCUUUAAUGAGCUUGGUGAUGUCUUAAAAACUGAGCUGCAGGUUUUGAGUUUUCUCCAGGUUUAAGUGUCACCUUGUUACAUGAGGUGAUGAAAACAUGCAGAUUUGAAGCUCUGAUUGAAAGGGGAGAUUGAAUCUGGCCCUGUGUCUGUGUAUCUGCUGCCCUCUGCUGGUUUCCUGUUAUCAUUGGUUACUGCUCAAACAGUCUGCAGUGUGCUCCAGCUGAAACAACAUCUUGUUUUCUUUGAAUAGUUUUCUUAACAUGUGAGACAGAAAGAAGUGAACUAGUGUCUUUACAGUGUGCUGUGCAGUUUGUUUUGUAAAGACUGGAGUUCAUGUUUGUUUCUAAAACUUCUCUUGGACAGGCAGAUUGUGACAAAGUGUAUUCUGCUCUCACCCAAAUCUAACAAACUAUAAUGAAGCAGCAACAUUUAAAAGCUGAAUAACUCACUCAGUUAUGAUAAUAGUUUCAUCUUUAACUUUCAUAAUCUUCUAUAUUUGACUUUAUUUCUUUAAUGUGUUUCCAGUUCUAUAUCUUUGUUUGGUUAAACAUGAAGUAAGACUUGAUUUGGUGAAACUGAUCACAUUAACUUCAGAUAAAUCUUGAAGUGUACAUUCUGUGUUUGAUCAUUAGAAACUGUUUCCCUGAUAAUCAGUGUGGACUGAUGUUCAUAUAAUAAACUCUAUAAUAAUCUGA